Molecule: messenger RNA, 3294 nt
Organism: Triplophysa dalaica
Lineage: Eukaryota; Metazoa; Chordata; Actinopteri; Cypriniformes; Nemacheilidae
Product: probable maltase-glucoamylase 2
Exons: 19
Coding region: 120-2720 (866 amino acids)
Source: RefSeq, a predicted model, not a curated record
GUACAUUCUGUCAGAAACGUAUCUGUCUUCAACAUUAAAAGGCUCCUAUUUUUGGAAUAUACAGGACUGUUAUCUCAACUGCAGUGAUAAUCACAAAGGGUACUGUCAAAAGAACAGCAAUGGAGUGGAGGUUCAUAUUACCUGUUGUGUGUGUACUUGGAAUCCUAUUUGUGUCUGGAUCUACAGCUGAAGAUGCAUCAGCAUCUACAAAGGCUACAGCUACAAAUGUAAAAGGUACAAAUGCAACAGCUAACAAUCCUACAGCUACAAAUGCAACAGCUACCAAUGCAACAGUAACAAAUGCAACAGCUACCGAUCCAACAGCUACAAAUGCAACACUUACAAAUGCAUCAGUAACAAAUGCAAUAGCUACCAUUGCAACAGCUAACAAUGCUACAGCUACAAAUGCAACAGCUACCAAUGCAACAGCUACACAUGCAACAGUUUCAAAUGCAACAGCUACCAAUGCAACAGCUACACAUGCAACAGUUUCAAAUGCAACAGCUACCAAUGCAACAGCUACCAAUGCAACAGCUACAAGUUCAUCAGUUACAAAUGCAACAGCUACCAAUGCAACAGCUACAAAUGCAUCAGUUACAAAUGCAACAGCUACUAAUGCAACAGCUACAAAUGCAUCAGUUAAAAAUGCAACAGCUACCAAUGCAUCAGUUACAAAUGCAACAGCUAUCAAUGCAACAGCUACAAAUGCAUCAGUUACAAAUGCAACAGCUACCAAUGCAACAGCUGCAAAUGCAACAGCUACAAAUGCAACAGGUACAAAUGUGACGACUACAAAUGCAACAGCUACAAACACGACAUCUACAAAUGCACCAGCCCCAAACGGCAUGACCACGAAUCCAACCAACUCUGCUGUUACAAAGUUAGAUAUAACUUACAGCAUCGACCAACCUUUCAAGGAUGAGUACACUGAUCUAAGCCAUCCCGAAACCAUAAGCCUGAUAAAUAACAUCACAUCUCAGAUUGAGUCAGUUUACAAGAAACGCUUCACAAACUUCAGACGCUAUAUUAUCCGGAAAUUCAGUAAAGGCUCCAUCAAGACGGAUGGUACACUUGAGUUCAGCGACAACGGCACUGUUCCUACAGCACAGGAUGUGGUUAACUUCAUCGUUGAGGAAGUUAAAGCUGGCAGUUUAAACUUAUCGAUUGAUAAGAAAACUGUCUCUGCUUCAGACUCUUCAGGAGUUCCAGCUGAACCCCUUUUCAACACAUCACAGAUUAAUGUCACAUUUAGCAUUAAUGAUAAUUUCACUGAUGCCUUGUCCAUCUUGAACUCAACUGAGGCUAAAAAUCUGACAGACAAAAUCACCACUCAGUUUGUUACAGUGUUCAAGAGACGUUACGCAAACAUCUUACGAAUGGUUAUUUGGAAAUUCAGAAACGGCUCCAUCGUGACGGAUGGUACACUUGAGUUCAAAGACAACGACAUUGUUCCUACAGCACAGGAAGUGGUUAACGUCAUCAUUGAUGCAGCUAAAGCUGGCAGUUUCAACUUAUCGAUUGAUAAGAAAACUGUCAAUGCUUCAGACUCUUCAGGAAACUCAGCUACACCCAUUUUCAAAACAUCAGAGAUUAAUGUCACAUUUAGCAUUAAUGAUAAUUUCACUGAUGCUUUGUCCAACUUGUCCUCACCUGCGGCUCAAAAUCUGACAAACAAAAUCACCACUCAGUUUGUUACAGUUUUCAAGAAACGUUACGCAAACAUCUUACGAAUGGUUAUUAGGAAAUUCAGUAAUGGCUCUAUUGUGACGGAUGGUACACUUGAGUUCAGCGACCUUGAAACUGUUCCUAAAGCUCAGGAUGUGGUUAAUGUCAUCAUUGAUGCAGCUAAAGCUAACAGUUUCAAUUUAUCGAUUGAUAAGAAAACUGUCAAUGCUUCAGACUCUUCAGGAAACUCAGCUACACCCAUUUUCAACACAUCACAGAUUAAUGUCACAUUUAGUCUUACUGACACCUUCACUGAUGCCUUGUCCAACAUGUCCUCACCUGCGGCCAUAAAUCUGACAAACAAAAUCACCACUCAGUUUGUUGCAGUUUUCAAGAGACGUUACGCAAACAUCUUACGAAUGGUUAUUCGAAAAUUCAGUAAUGGCUCCAUCGUGACGGAGGGUGCACUUGAGUUCAGCGACCUCGACCCUGUUCCUAAAGCUCAGGAUGUGGUUAACGUCAUCAUUGAUGCAGCUAAAGCUGGCAGUUUCAAUUUAUCGAUUGAUAAGCAAACUGUCAAUGCUUCAGACUCUUCAGGAAACUCAGCUACACCCAUUUUCAAAACAUCAGAGAUUAAUGUUAAAUUUAGCAUUAUUGACACCUUCACUGAAGCCUUGUCCAACAUAUCUUCACCUGCGGCUAAAAAUCUGACAGACAAAAUCACCACUCAGUUUGUUGCAGUGUUCAAGAGACGUUACGCAAACAUCUUACGAAUGGUUAUUAGGAAAUUCAGUAAAGGCUCUAUUGUGACGGAGGGUGCACUUGAGUUCAGCGACCUCGACCCUGUUCCUAAAGCUCAGGAUGUGGUUAACGUCAUUGUUGAUGCAGUUAAAGCUAACAAUUUCAACUUCCCAGUUGAUGUGAAAUCUAUCACUGCUACAGACUCUUCAGGCUCAGCUACUUCCCAUGGCAGUUCUACAGUCAUCUCUAGUAUGUUCACAGUUUUGUGUAUGGCUCUAGCAUCACUGCUGCUGUCAGGUGUGAUGCACCAGUAAACAUUGCAUUCACACGAGGAAACCAAAAAAAACAAUUCAUACAUUUUACCAUCAGAAUAUGUAUAAAAAAAUUGUCAUGUCAUCUUUGAUCUUUUGCAUUCGUUACAUGCUAUUUAGUGUUCGGUAAGAAUUAACAAGUAACUGCGCACAGCAUGUCACAAGCUGCUAUGUGUUUUAAUAACAGUUAUCUGAAGAAUUAUUCUUAUGAAGCAUUAUGUGUUGUAUGUGUGUGUAAUUGUAUGUCUGUGUAUAGUUAUUAUGAUGAUUAUAUCAUGAUAAAUGUCUAUAAAUUGUUUUUAUUGAGUUGCGUUGGAGAAGUAAUGAGGAUAAGUUUAAACAUUUAAACUGACUCUGAACAUUCAUCCAUACCACAGUAAUUAGAAUAAGUAAGUCAAUAUUAACUUUGAAGAAAUAUUAAGUUAAAAUUAAAUUAUCUCAUUGUUUGGUUUAGGAGCACAUGUAUUUAUAUAUGUAUGUUACCCAUAGGUAAAGUAAUCUGAAACUCUUCCUAAACAUGUCUGUACUGCUAAAUGAAGUGUCUUAUGAAAUAAAGGGGAAAUCUGUUUAAUUUAAA